Messenger RNA from Lacerta agilis (Sand lizard), 1528 nucleotides. RefSeq names its product free fatty acid receptor 3-like. Gene Ontology annotation, biological process: G protein-coupled receptor signaling pathway; cellular response to fatty acid. The transcript is spliced from 2 exons. The record is from RefSeq and is a predicted model, not a curated record. Gene Ontology annotation, molecular function: G protein-coupled receptor activity. The coding region runs from base 272 to 1237 and encodes 321 amino acids. Gene Ontology annotation, cellular component: plasma membrane. Lineage: Eukaryota; Metazoa; Chordata; Lepidosauria; Squamata; Lacertidae.
GUCCCCUAGGACACUUUUCGGUUGGAUGCAAAGGGUCCAGGUGGAGCGCCGGGCGAGAUCCAGGACUCGAGCGAAGAGAAGCCAACAAGGGAUCCGCUACCUCCAAACUUACAGAGCAGAGAGGAUCCGAUAUCUUGCAAAAGAAAUCCCGAGGACAAGACUGGGCGGUGGUGAUGCAGUAGAGGUUUUUCUUCCUUCUUUCUUUAAGGGACCCAGGAGUCCGGUUUCCCCAACCUAGGGAGGUAAGUGCUAAGGUGAAAAAGCAUCUGGCAUGCCUUCUGGUGUUUACCUCUCCAUCUACCUGCUCACCAUCCUGACAGGCUUUCCCACCAACCUUCUGGCCCUGUAUGCCCUCAUCAAGAAGGUGAAGACCAAGGCCACGCCCAACUGUGUCCUCCUCCUCAACCUCACCGUUUCCGACCUCUGCUUCCUGGCUUUCCUGCCCUUCAAGGUGGCAGAGGCAGUUGCCGGGCAGUGGCCUCUCCCCGCUCCCCUGUGCCCCCUUAGCGGCCUCUUCUACUUCAGCACCAUCUACUCCAGCACCCUCUUCCUCACGGCGGUGAGCGUGGAGCGCUACCUGGGCGUGGCCUACCCCAUCCACUACAAACUGAGGCGCCAUUCGGCUUAUGCAGCUGUGGCCAGCCUAGGCCUCUGGGCCUGCUCCUUUGCCCACUGCAGCAUUGUGUUCAUCACCGAGUUUCAGCCAUACAACAAUACAGAGCUAGACAACGGCUCCCAUAAGAACUGCUACAAGAACUUCACAGAUGUCCAGCUCGCCAUCCUGCUCCCCGUCCGCCUGGAGCUUGGCAUCGUCCUCUUCCUGGUCCCGUCCUUGCUCACUUGCUUCUGCUACUUCGGCUUCAUGAGGAUCGUGAUCUCCUCGCCGCACAUCCGCAGGAGCAAAAAGCAGCGAGCCGUGGGGCUGGUGUCAGCCACGUUAGCCGUCUUCAUCGUCUGCUUCUCGCCUUACAACAUCUCCCACGUGGUGGGCUUCAUCCAGUGGGAAGAUCCACGGUGGAGAGAUAAGGCCUUGCUCUUCAGCACCUUCAAUGCCAGCUUGGAUCCGGUCAUCUUCUACUUUUCUUCCUCUGCAGUGCAACGUUCAUGCUGGGGCUUCCUGACCCGGGUAGAGCGGGCCUGUGUCUUGCCUUCAGUGAUCCGCAAGGUGUUCUAUAGAGGGAGUGAAAAACUGGGGAGAGCAGGUCCACAGGAGCCAGUUUGCUGUUCCAGGUUAUGACCAUAUACAUCUUUGGAAAUGCCCAGAGACUGAGACUUCCUUUGUGGGCUAAGCAGAGAGUACAACAUUUGAUUUAAGUCUGACAGAAAUGGCUCCAGGCCCCCGAAACUGAAAUCUCAGUACCAUGCACCUCUGCGAUUUCCGCACCUCUGAGGCUAGCUGGACUGUGCCCAGAGAUGCUCCAUAAGUCCUUUUCCACGCUGGGUUGAGGAAUCAUAGAAUUGUAGAGUUGGACAUCUAGUCUAACCCCUUGCAAUGCAGGAAUCUUUUGCCCAACAUGGGGCUCGAACC